Molecule: messenger RNA, 948 nt
Organism: Monoraphidium neglectum
Lineage: Eukaryota; Viridiplantae; Chlorophyta; Chlorophyceae; Sphaeropleales; Selenastraceae
Exons: 5
Coding region: 1-948 (315 amino acids)
Molecular function (GO): catalytic activity
Source: RefSeq, a predicted model, not a curated record
AUGACCUGGCGUUCGCCCCUCCCGCAGGGCCGUCCUUUGAGGGAAAUUGUGCAGCAGCUAGUCGAGCCGCAGGUGAAGGCGGCCCUCGCCCUCCUGGACGCGCGGCUGCCGCCGCCACCGCAGCAGCAGCAGCAGCAGCAGCAGCAGCAGCAGCAGCAGCAGCAUGUGGGGCAGGAGGGCAGUGCGGCCAUGCUUGUGGUGGUUCUCACAGAGCCCCCUGGAGGCCCUCCCUCAUCCCAGUCAGCGGCGGCGGCCACAACGUCAACAAGCAGCGGCGACGCUGGCGUCGGCGGCGUGCCCGCUGGCAGCGCGGCCGCCGCGGCGCCGCCCCUGUCGGUGACGGUGUUCUGCAAGGCCAUGGCGCUUGAGGAGCCCGAGGCAGGCAGGCGCCGCGAGCUUGAGGCUUCCAAGCCGCCUGGGGUUGCAGAGGUGGUGCUGGUGGACGAGCGGGGCGGCCUCCUCGAGGGGCUGGUGACAAACUUCUACGUGGUCGCAGAGGCGCCGCAGAGCAAUGGCGGGGACACUGGGGCCGCCCCCUCGGCGCCGCCAAGAGCCGCGUCGGCAGACCUGAGCCGGUUCGAGCUGCAGACGGCAACGGGCGCCGGCGGGGAGGCGCUGCCCGGCACGUCGCAGCGGCGCGUGCUCGAGGCGGCGAGGGCGAUGGGGCUGCGCGUCCGCGCGGGCGCGCCGCUCUGCGAGGAGCGGGGGACGUGGCGGGAGGCCUUCAUCACGAAUAGCCUCAGAGGCCUGCAGCCGGUCAGCAGCGUUGCAUUCUGGCCAGACGGCCCCAGCCCCAAGUGGGAGCAGCAGCUGGCCGCUGGCGGCGGCGGGGACAGCAACGCCGCCGGCGGGGCGGGCCCGGUGACGCUGCUGCUGAGGGCCACGGUGGAGCGCCUGCGGCAGCUGACGCCCGCACCUGACCUGCCAGGCCCAGGCGCGCCGCACUGA